This is a messenger RNA of Metarhizium acridum CQMa 102, 1014 nucleotides long. Lineage: Eukaryota; Fungi; Ascomycota; Sordariomycetes; Hypocreales; Clavicipitaceae. The record is from RefSeq and is a predicted model, not a curated record.
AUGGCUAACUUUGGCCCUCCCGUAUAUCUACUAUCGGAUGGGCAGUACUGCCGCAAUCUGCUAGGAAACCCAGUCCAUCAAGCAAUGUACUUGUACGCUCGCAGUCAGCCGAAUCUUGAGUCUCCACAGGCCAACUUUUUCCUUUCAGAGCUUCAGGCCGACUUCCGCCUGGAAGACGGAUAUUCAGUCGGCGCUGAGUUUAACACAGCAGCGCGUCCUGGUCGAGAAGGUACAUACAGCAGAACCGACAGAGUUGUAUGGAGAGUAGACACAGAGCACUUGACUCUGACAGCGGACGUCGUUCUAGAGGCGAAGGCGCCGGAGAGAAUGUCUGAUCGAGAACAUUUCAAGCAGGUAUUGGAUGAUGCAGAAGAGAUCGUCAGGACACAUCAAUAUGAAAGGUUGCAUGUUAUUACGACGCGCUCCACAACAUUUCACACUUGGUUGUAUACGGCUGGUGUGCACAGGCUGGAAUCUCUAUUUCCUGAGGAGCUUUAUGGUCAACACCUGGACGUAUCUGUACCUCAGGCAUCGGAGGAAUGGUUUCGCUUUGUGUGUUCGGUGAAAACGAAACCGAAUAAGUUGAAAAUACAUCCAUCUCAAGUAUUACAGUCCCAGACUACAUCUGCGACGGCUGGACCAAGUAGCUUGGCCUUCCCGGAGACGGCAACCAGUCAAGUGUGGCCUGAGAGCACUGUCGAAGAGAGGACUAUUGAUUAUGGAGAGCCCUCACAACCAGAACUUGGCAGCCAGGGGGCUAUAAGAAUGGAUGAUAAUCAGGAUACAUCCCAAAACGUUCCACAGCAAUUCCAAGCCCAGACCGCUGCUGGUGCUUCUGGACCGGGUCACGGCUCCGAUACCCCUUUUAUCGACGUGACGAACAAUAUUAGAAGAGUACGACACAGGAUGGCGCGUGAUGAACUGAUUUUCAUCAAUAGCCAUGGCAACCAAGUUGUAACGGUCGAGGACGACUGGAAGCGCCGACCGAAUCUCGGUCGCCAUGCACGGGUUUAG